Rangifer tarandus platyrhynchus (Svalbard reindeer) is the source of this 498-nucleotide messenger RNA. Lineage: Eukaryota; Metazoa; Chordata; Mammalia; Artiodactyla; Cervidae. The record is from the annotation of a GenBank genome assembly.
AUGGGACUGCUGAGCCCCCGGAAUGCUGGAGAAGAUGCUGAAGCAAAGAGGAAAGGCCUUCGGCCCAUGCUCAGGUGGGACGCUGUCACCGCAGUGUGGUAUGAACCAGAUCAUGUUAAAUAUGCAGUGUACACAAGCGACCAUAACCUGGAAAGGAAAAGCCCCCACAUCAUGGAUCAGAGGCUGCUGGUGGCUGACAUCAGCGCUCCUGGACCUCAGGCCUUAGGACUGAACGACCCGGCCUCCCGGGGCUCCAGCAGGUGGACGGUGGGCAGCCGGCAGCCAGGCUCGCCUAGAGUGGGCCAAAGGCCCCCCGAAUGUGGCCUCGCGUCCUCCUGCGCCGGCGGGGCAGCGCGGCCAGGCCAAGUCCACCCCAGGAAAGCCCGCCAGCCUCAGGGACUCGCGCUGCAGAGCACGCGCAGGCUGAGCCAUCUCUCGCCGUGCUGGGUGUCAGGGGAACCGCCGGAGCUGGCCGUGGAGCAGCUGAGGCCCACCUGA